AUGAAUCUAACGGAAAUCAUUUCAAAGGUUGAUAUUAAAUUCAGAUCCUUUCAUUUCAUUGUCAAAGAAAAAAUGAAGAAAGCAGGGGAUCUGUUGAAUUUUCAAAUACAAGACGUACUUCCAUUUGGAAUUGCCAGAAAGAUUUUUAAUCGCAGAGGGGUCGACGAAAAAGUCGGGGAAACGCAACACGACUGCUGGCUUAUGUUCAAAAAAAAUAGAGUACAACGAAUAAAGGAAAAACUUAUGAAGAGACCAGUUACAGGAAAAGAUCCUUAUGAUAGUCAAUAUGGGACCUCACCACCCAUAUGCAUGAUGGCGAGGAUGUUGUUGACUGUGAACCCAUAUUGGGUUAUUUACAUAGAGGAAUGGAAAAAAAUUGCCGAAAACCGCGCAAUUAUACAAUAUUUACCUUAUGUAACGCGAUGGGAUUAUUUAGCUACUAUGUUUACAGAAGCAAUAACAGUAAAUGGACCAGAACAAUUGGGAAAUAUUCAAGUUCCUAAAAGGGCCAGCUAUAUCAGACUUCUCAUCUGUUAUGGCUUGGCCCUUUUAUGGCAGAUAUUGGGGCACAGACUCCCUUUUUUAUUUUUCAGAGAACGAGAAUUUGUAUAUGAUCUAUUCGAAGCUGCCACCGGUAUGAGAAAGAUGCAUAAUUUUUUUCGUAUUGGAGGAAUAGCGGCUGAUUUGCCUUAUGGUUGGAUAGAUAAAUGCUUGGAUUUUUGUGAUUAUUUUUUAACAGAGAACGGGUUGAAGGCGUUGGGAUUAUUAGUGGGGAAGAAGCAAUAA
Thlaspi arvense is the source of this 786-nucleotide messenger RNA. The record is from the annotation of a GenBank genome assembly. NCBI's taxonomy places the organism in Eukaryota, Viridiplantae, Streptophyta, Magnoliopsida, Brassicales, Brassicaceae.